Messenger RNA from Argiope bruennichi, 2770 nucleotides. RefSeq lists its product as uncharacterized. Lineage: Eukaryota; Metazoa; Arthropoda; Arachnida; Araneae; Araneidae. The record is from RefSeq and is a predicted model, not a curated record. Bases 48 to 806 code for a protein of 252 amino acids. The transcript is spliced from 5 exons.
GGCAGUUUCGAACAACUCUCAGUUUCGCGUUCGCAUUUGACAGCGGAAUGACACUAAAAAACAUGUGUCUCCAGAUGAAUUUAGGAGUGUUGUCGGUGUUGACAGUUUUUGCAUGCUAUGUCAUAGCUGCUCCCAGAUGCAAUGAUAGUGAUCUCAGAGGCUGCAUGGAGGAGUUGAAAGUAUUGACGAACAACCAAGAUUUGGCGUUCGCUCAGACGGAGCGUGAACUGAGUCAGACUUGCGGCCAUCUCCAGGAUGCCAUGCAGUGUGUAAACAAUUUCACAAGCAGGUGCUUUGAUGAGAGCCAGAGGGAAUUGUACAGAACUUUGACGAGUGGCGCACAGCAGCUGCUAGCGGAUUUAUGCACUCAAGGGUCUGGUUUUCGAUCAAAAUAUUUGCUUCAUGCCAGCUGCUACCGAAAUUUGAGUGCGGAAUACCGGAAAUGUGCUGACAACUAUCUCACCCAACAAGAAACUGCAAAGAAGGAAGAUAUGCCCGUAAAAGAUAAACUUCGAAAAUCUUGCUGCUUAUUCGAUGGCUACAAAGAAUGCACUAGAAUUGCUGUUUUGCACAAGUGCAGCCCUGAAGCAGCAGAUCUUGGUGAGCAGAUCGUCACGAAAGCAGGAGGUCCCCUGGUUCAAACGCACUGUGCCAACUUCAAGCACAACACCCCAGAUUGCAUGUUCCACAUAUCUUCAGCCAUUUCAAUGUGCGUUCUUUCAGUCGCUCUUUACUCACCUGUUGUUUUGAUGCUGUUUUUUAAUUUCUUUUACGUGAUUUUAUUGUCUUCCGAACAUACAUUUUGAACAUAGAUUUGUCAAGAUGUUUUUGGCAUUGUUCGUUCAACUACUACAGGGACUCAAAGCCCCUCAAAACGCAAGUGGAACAUUCCGGGUAUCUUGUAAUGGUGCUAUCCAUAUGGAAGCCAUUUUUUAGGAUAAAUUUAUGUUGGAGAAGGAUAGGUCAAGUCAACAUAUGACCUAUGACUUCCGCAUAUUGCCAUGUCCUUUAUCACAUCUUAGGGCUGGUCUUUUUGUUUUUGUAAUUAUAUAAGAAUGUUCUCUGUGUUUAUUAUUGUUUCCGAUUAUUUAUACCAUAUUUGUGGAAAAUGACAGGAAAAUGUUUAUGACUAAUGUGCAUUAGAGCGUCGAUAAUCUGGAUAUUAUUAGCUUUGAAAAUCUGGAUUGUCUAUGAAACUUAGUUCUACAGCUAAUAUCUGAAAAACUGACGAAUUGAUUGUCAAAUUUUACAGCCUGUUUGUAUUCAGAAGACAAUCAAAAUAUUUUAUUAGUGAUUUGGUAAUGUAAUGUAUAUACUAAAUAUCUAAAAAGCCAAACGAUAAUUUUAAGAAAAAUGUAGAACAUUCUAAAUUCUUCAGUCAACUUUGUUUAUAUCAAUCCAUUUUAACUAGAAUCUUUUGAUAAAACAUUAUUUAUUGACAUUUGUUUUUACUUCGUUUUGGCAACAUAAUUGGUAUUUCAAUUCACAUUUAAGAAAUACAAAAUAACAUAUUUACUAUUAAUUUUUCGAAAAUGUCCAAGAAAAAUCCGGUUUGCUUAUAACCUUUUUGAAUUUAAAGAAGAACAACAUAGUAGUUAUUCUAGAUUAUCGGCGCCUUACUGCUUUUUUAUUUGCGGGUUGAUACGCAUAAAAAAAUCAAAAAAUGUUUGCUUUUUAAAUUAUUUUGGUUUUUCUUGUAGUAGCUUUUUUAUAAUAGGCUUUCGAUUCGAAAUGAAUUAAAUUAUUAUAUUAGUGAUGAAUAUUAUGUUUUGAUAAGAUAUAUAAAAAUUUGAAGAAUAACAACAUAUAACUAUUAUUUAAUUAAUUAAUAUACAACUGUCAUUAAAUCAGAAAUCUAGUCAUAUUUUUAAGAUGUUAAAAAAACACUAUCAGAAGUGUGGGUACAGAAUCUUUUGUAAUAAUCUAAGAUCUAUUUAAAUCAUUUAAUAAUUAUUUAAUCAAUUUCUUUCAACUUAUUAUUAAAAUGGGAAACUGUUUUCUAGGAAGAUAUAAAGGAUCUUUUUCUACAUUCGCUCUUAACAGUACAUUUCUAUUCUGAUUACAGGAUUAAGAUUCCAGCUCAUAAUGCUACUUAUUCAAUCAUAAGAUUUUCGCAUUAAUUAUUUAUUAACCAAUGCCACUUACAGAUUGUUAUUGAUUUCUUAAUAUACAUGAAAGUAAAACUGAAAUUUUCUAAUACUAUGUUUUUAGCAGAUACUCUUUAAAAUAACAAUGUUUCUCUGUUAUAUUACAGAUAAUUCAGUCGCAAAUUUUGUUCAUGCCAGGAAUUGAACUUUCCCACCAUUUAAUAAAACCUAUUUUAACUAUGGGUUAUUUAAAUUAGCAAACUUUUCCUUAACUAAAUAUUGUAAAAGAACAACUUACAGAACGAAAUAAUUUUUCAGUUUCUUUUGAUAUUAAAUACAGCGCUUUUCAAAAAUAAUAAUUAAUAAAAAAAACAUAUCUUCUUUUAAAAUUUUAGUUUAUUAUAAAUAAUUUUAAGUAAAUUUGUACUUUGCUUGAAAAACCUUUUUAUUUCCUUAGUGAAUAAAACUUUUGUUGCUAACAAGACAUAUUCCAUCAUAUUUAUUAAAUUUAUUUUUGGAAUAAGCAUUUAUUAUUGAUAGAGAAAUUUAUAUAAUUUUUUAUAAGUUCAUUUAUAUUAAUAUAUGUUUAUUAAAGGUUAAAUUCCACGUAAUUAUUAUUAGAUAAAUUCUUACUUUAUACAAUAAAAUAUUUUUUUUGACAGUAAAUAUCUUAGUAUUAGGGA